AUGACUGUGACUAGAUUUGUGUUUCCAAGGGACGCCGUCCACGCGUCCUUGGCCAUGCAUUCUACCACCAUGAGUGCCGGAGUCGCUGCAUCCUCCACUCAUUCCGGCUUUGUCUCUUCAUGCGGAUCACCCGACAGCGCCACGGAGCUGCUGCAUACCAUCACGCAACUCCGCGUGACUACUAACGCCUUGAUAGUGUCGAGUUCCAAACUCGCCCCUGACGCCUUGCCAACAUUGCGCGGAAUCAAUGCCGUGUUGGCUGUGGCAGCCUCACAACAACUUGAGGCCAGCUCGCCCGAGAACCACCGCGAGCUACGGCGUUCUCUCACGCAGCUGUCAGAGCAAUUGGGCUACUUGGCGUGGGCACACUCCGGACUUCCGUCCGCCGUCCCGCCAUCGCCGGCCCCGUGCGAACUACCGGUAUUUCGCGGAUUUCAGGACGACGCCGAAAAAUGGGUGGCGACCAUCAACGCUCUCGGAGCUCGCGAGGCAUGGACGGAUCAGCGAAAAUUGUGGAUUGCCAUCGACCACCUUCGCGAUGCCGCCAAGGCAUGGCACGCCUACGAAGGCAUCGGGCUACGAUCCUGGCCUGAAUGGUGUGCCAGACUGACGAGUCUCUUCCGUCCCCUUUCGUAUGCCUUGGACCCUAUCUCCGACCCGCUCACGGAUGGGAGCUGCGACGAACACCACUUGGACGGUACAGUUGGGCUCUGCAGCCCUUGCGCAGAAAGCAUCGCAGAAGGCCACGCGGCAGACACAAGCACCGGCCGAGAGCAGGGGUCACCGCCACACAGCUCCAAUUCGACAGUGCCAUCACUAGAGAGCACAACCACCGUCAAGCAACAACAGUCGGUGACGCGCACUCCAAGGCCAGCAGCGAGUGCAAACACCGAGUUACCAGCUCUUCUGGUGCCUGACACAUACGACUUUCGUGAAGGUCCGGAAGAGCUCAUGGCAUCCAUCCCUGUGUCCAUAGACCCAUCGGAUCCGCUAACAAUACCAGAGCAUCUUCACAUACUAUCGUCUACCCUGAAGAAGCCUGCUCCGGAACCACCUGUCAUGGCACCCGAUGCCCCACCCAUACCGCCUCCAGGGCCGUCGGACGCCCGCCACUUGCAAAGUGGCGAGUCCCUAAAUGAAGCCGAGGCGUCUGCCAAAGUUAUUAUCGAAGACCGGUCACAAGAGCCCAAUUCUACCUGUGGUUCGGAUGGUGACAUAAGCUCACCUGACCGGGGCAGCUAUGCGGGACGAGACAUUAGGGUGGACGUAAAUCCUGCCUGGCAACUGAAGCCUGCCUAUGAGGUCCCGCACGUUCAGGAGUGCGACGGGACGAUCGUCGGAGGCACCAUCGUCCAGCAGCGACUAUUCACCGCUACCCGCUGGUUGCGCCUUCUGCAGAGCACGUUGAAUCGCAGCGUGGCCGAGACCUGCGGCCGCAACGAGGCAGCCAAUGUCGGCCACCUGAGUCAUCGGCACUACAGCAAGACACGUCGCGGCACGAGCAAGAGAGACCACCCAGGUGUCUUGGUGCACAGCUUGGGAGGGUUGCUGGCACGCCUGCGAGAAGUGCUUCCCUUGUCUGCCGUGGUGCGAGUGGCUGAGCGGUGCCUUGCAUGGCUGCCUGCCCGACCGAACCCUCUGUUGGCCCAAGCUCGCCUACAUGCAAUAGAGCAGACCAUCAGUUCACUCCUGUGUGAUCCCACCGACCAUGCUGGGAGCACCGACUGGCUCCUAUCUACUGUAUCUGCAGUGCAGCACGAAAUAACACUCAAUUCAAUCGCAGUGACAGACGAAUGGCGGCUCCGUCUCGUAUGUGCGUGUGGAGCGGCAGUUGGGUCCCAGCUGUCUCAGGGUCGGCCAGAGGAGGCCGCCCUGUGUGCCAAGGUGCUGGGUCAGCUGGUGACCGCUGCUGACGUUGGCGCUGCUCCAGCACUGCUGGCACUGGUUCCGCCACUGCUGGAGUCCCUGCAAGCCUUGGAAGAUGGGGAUCCCCUGUUGGGGCCCCUGUCUGCGAGCCUGUUGGGUGUGGUGCGGGCUCUCGGUGAGUCCCACUACGCUCAGCUGUGGGGCGGUGAAGGUGGCCGCGAGGGCGUGGCCUGUGCUCUGUCGGUGCUUCGGCGGCUGCUGCUGGGCCCCACAUUCCCCGCCGACUGGGCCGUCAUGCGUGCUCUCGCCAACCAUGUGGCCCUUGGGGCCCUGCAGGAGCUGGCACAGCUGCUGGCAUCACGCUUCUUGCGACCACUGGACGUGCCUCUGUGGCUGCAGUACUUGCGGCUUGCCUCGGACUUCCUGGCUCAGCCAUCUCUCCAGCUGGAGCACCUCUCGCCCACACAGAGGGCACGCCUCACUGAGCGCUAUGGUGACAUGCGGCUCCUGGCAGGAUUCCAGGUGCUGGCCUUGUGGGGGCGCCUGUGGGAGGAGGAAGGGGGCAGGUGCGAGCUAGUUUCGUCCCUGGUGGGGCCCCUGGUGCGCAUGACACUGGUGCGGGAAGCCGAACUUCGGAGGGCCAUGUUGCCCCUCUUCUACGACCUGAUGGACAAGGACCUACCCAAGGUGGAGUCUGAACUCAUGGAGCAGCUAGACGAACUGGUGACUGCUGGCAGUGGUGACGAGCAGUACCAGCAGCUAUUUACUUCCAUCCUUCUGGAGGAGGUGCGAAAGCGCAACCCUUGUUGGCAUGAAAAUGGCAUUCGCUUCAUUGAGGCUGUCGGUCACCAGCUUGACCGACUGCUCGACUACAGGAGUGUUAUGGAAGGAGCCGAAAACCGGGACAAACGCAUGAGCUGCACGGUCAAUUUGCUGCGUUUCUACCGGGAGGAAGUGGGUCGCCAGGAGAUGUUUGUGCGUUACGUGCACAAGCUGUGCGAGCUGCACGUUCCGGCCGAGCACUUUGCCGAGGCAGCAAUCGCGCUGCGCCUGCACGCUGACUUGCUGCCCUGGGAGGAAGGGGAACAGGGACGGCUCAAGGAGCAGCUCUACCUCAACAUGCUUCACUACUUCGAUCGUGGAAAGUGCUGGGAGGAGGGCCUGCCACUGUGCAAGGAGCUUGCCAAUGUCUACGAGGGUGUGCUGUUCGAUUAUGAGAAGCUGAGCACCAUCCUGAGGAUGCACGCCCAGUUUCUGGAGCACAUUCUCAGGGAGCUGAGACCCGAGCCUGAGUACUUCCGGGUUGGGUUCUUUGGCCUUGGCUUUCCCUCCUUCUUGCGAAACAAGGUGUUUGUGUACCGAGGUCUGGCCUACGAGAAAGUGGGUGCCUUCGGCCAGCGACUGCAGGGACAGUUUCCUGAGGCCCAGCUGCUGACACACAAUGCUCCGCUGGAUGCUGCUCUGCUUGCUUCCACUGACCAGUACAUACAGGUGUGUGGAGUGCGUCCCCUGGCAGAGCCACGUCCGGAUCUGGAAGGACGUCCCGAGUGCGUGCGGGCCUACUUCCGGGUGAACCGGGUCCACUCGUUCCAGUUUGACCGUCCCGUCUACAGAGAUGGGCCACCGGACAGGGACAAUGAAUUCAAGGGCCUGUGGCUAGAGCGGACGACUCUCGAGACGGCGUCCACUCUGCCCGGUCUGCUGCCUUGGGCCGAGGUGGUGGGCCAGCAAGCGGACUGGGUGCCUCCGCUGGUGAAUGCAUGCGAAGCGGUCGAGGCCAUGAGCAAUGAGCUGCGCCGUCUCGUGGCACUGCACUCUCGCGAGCCCCAUCGACCCCUGGCACCCCUGAGCAUGCGCCUGUCCGGUGCCAUUGAAGCAGCCGUCAACGGAGGCCUGGCCAAGUAUCAUCAGGCAUGUUCUUUUGAAGGGCAAGCACGCCUGCGGUCGCUACUGCUGGAACAGGUGCACGUGCUGGAAGGUGGCCUCUCCCUGCACGGGCGGCUGGCUCCACCAGACUUGGGACCCCUGCAGAAGCGACUGGUCGAGCGGCUGGGGCAGCUUCAGCAGGCUGUGCGUGGUGCAUCUGCACAUGGAACCAAGAGCGCAUAG
Rhipicephalus sanguineus (brown dog tick) is the source of this 3975-nucleotide messenger RNA. RefSeq names its product dedicator of cytokinesis protein 1. The record is from RefSeq and is a predicted model, not a curated record. Gene Ontology annotation, biological process: small GTPase-mediated signal transduction. Gene Ontology annotation, molecular function: guanyl-nucleotide exchange factor activity; small GTPase binding. The coding region runs from base 1 to 3975 and encodes 1324 amino acids. Gene Ontology annotation, cellular component: cytoplasm; plasma membrane. The transcript has 19 exons. Lineage: Eukaryota; Metazoa; Arthropoda; Arachnida; Ixodida; Ixodidae.